This is a messenger RNA of Aedes aegypti (yellow fever mosquito), 1171 nucleotides long. It is a transcript of the gene Gos28, whose product is annotated as Golgi SNAP receptor complex member 1. Gene Ontology annotation, biological process: endoplasmic reticulum to Golgi vesicle-mediated transport; vesicle fusion. NCBI's taxonomy places the organism in Eukaryota, Metazoa, Arthropoda, Insecta, Diptera, Culicidae. The record is from RefSeq and is a predicted model, not a curated record. The transcript is spliced from 6 exons. Gene Ontology annotation, cellular component: Golgi membrane; cis-Golgi network; Golgi medial cisterna. The coding region runs from base 191 to 880 and encodes 229 amino acids. Gene Ontology annotation, molecular function: SNAP receptor activity.
GGCUCCUUCGUUGAUGCAUCAGCAGCUGUGUUUUGAUUAUUUUUGUGUGAAGGCAGAGAAAAAGUUGGAACAUUUUAAUUAAUAUUGUUAAUAUUAAUAUCAAGUUCACAAUUCAUAUGUGCGGUUCGAAGACUAGUGAAAACUGUGUUCUCUGUUAAAUUCGUGUUGUAAAGUCACAUAAUUAUCUACAAUGGGUAGUUCAGAUUGGGAUGCCCUCCGGAAGCAGGCCCGUCACCUGGAGAACGAUAUCGACCUCAAGUUGAUCGCAUUCAACAAGGUCGGCACCGGAAGCAGUUCGCUCAAUUCCGGCGGGGCUGCGGACACUUCGCCUUUGCUGGGGGACCAUGUCUUCGAAUCGCUUUCGCUGGAAAUCGAACAAAUGCUGGACCAGCUGUCGAACAUCAACGAGCGGAUGGCGGAGAUUCCGGGGACCGGAGCCGCGGUCAUGCACGUCCUCCAGCGACAUCGGGAAAUUUUGCAUGGAUAUCGACAAGAGUAUCUGAAAAUUCAGGCAAAUCACACGACACGAAUGGAACGGGAAGAACUUCUGCGCGGGUCUGGACUGGGUGGAACAACGUCCCCCUCGACGUCCGGUUUGAGUCGAAGGGACAUGUAUUUGAAAGAGAACACCCAUCUGCACAACUCGAGCUCCAUGGUUAAUGACCAGAUAAGCAUCGCAAUGGAGACGAAGGAACACUUGACGUCCCAGCGGCAGCACAUGAAGCGUUUCCAGACUAGAAUGCACGAUAUUUCCCAUCGGUUUCCGUUGAUAUCUAGCCUCAUUCAGCGAAUUAACAUUCGUAAACGAAGAGAGUCGCUGAUUCUGGGCGGAGUGAUUGGAGUCUGCACGAUCCUAUUGUUGCUAUAUGCGUUCCAUUGAUCGGAGGAUUCGAAGACCAGCAGCGUACGUUGUUAUACAUCCAGAAUAUUGCGUUUUUAGCGAAGACCAAAUCCUUGAAGGCAUUCUUUCAGCUGGUUGGCAAGCUAAUCGGACAUUGUGGGAAACAGAUUAUUGAUGGUUAUUUUGUAGUUAGAAGUUUUUAAAAGUGACUGCCCGGAUGAGCGGAAUCGUCCCUGAGCAGUGAGUGCAGAGCAAGAAGAUUAUGUAUUUAUCCAAACCAAUAAUUAACUAAAAUAAAGUAAGUCGCAAUGGGCGGCGUUUGUGAUAGGA